AUGAUAUCGACCCUGGACGUGAUACAGGAAUCGUUCGAAGACGUGCCCUUGGAGUACGCCCCAACCCCGCCAAACCACUUUUACGGCCUCAACAGACAGAACUCGAUGCGAAAUCACUUCAGCAGUGCUAACAACGUUGCCGGCCACGCUUCCGCUUCGGCGUUGAGCUUGAACUCCAACAACAGCAACAGCACAGUCAACAUGAACCUCAACGGAGGCAGAAACGCCAGAGCAAACUAUUCGGCGUCCUCCCUGAACAACUCCUCACGGGAGCUGUUGCUGACGCCCUCUCAGAAGCUGAAGAUCAUCAAAAAACAGAGGGUCCAGAUGAGCCAGGACCAGUUGUCCACCAACUGCCCUGAAGCGCUGAACGCCAUCGACUUUCUUUCCGACGACGAGUUGCCAGAUGACCUGAUAGUCUACGACGUCCCCUCACUAUAUUCUCUCCAAUCGCUCUCCCACAACAAACCUCGAACCAGAAGACCGUCCGUUCGACGCAACAACAGCAUUUCCUCGCAUUCUGACAAUAACAUUACCAACACGCAUAAUAUAAACCAGCAGAUUGAAAACACCACGCCCAGUAGCAAUUCUAAUUCCAACGUCAACACAACUUCUUCAAGUUACGAUUCAAAUAAUACCAAUAACCUCACCGCUGCCACUAAAUACCAUUACCAGCCUCCCCACUCGCAUUUUGUGACGUCGUCUUGCUCUUCCUCAGCAAGUUCUGCCACUUCCUCUCCAGCAACAAGAGCCUCCUCAAUCUUUUCUUGUGCCUCCGACAUCUCUGAGUUUUCUUGUGCCGACGACGAAUACUUAAACCCUCUCUCCGCAGAUGCGAGACUGCUACUCGAGAAUAAAGACUAUAAACUGGAAGAAGCUUUGCAGAGAAUGUCAAUGUUGAGGAACAUGUCUCAUCUGUGCACAAAGAAUAGUCUUACAGCUAACAACACUGGCAACAGGAAUUCGGACCCAAAUGUUUCUCUUGCUUCUACCUUGAGUGUGAAAUCAGAGCCUCGAAGUCAAUAUCUGUCAAGCACAAGACCUGUGAAUCUUCCUCCAAAGACCAAGUAUGAAGUCUCAAAACAUGAAAAAGAUUACCAAAAUAUUUUGGAGGCUGAAAUAUACAACGAAAAGGAAAAGUUGAGAGAUUAUCAGGUCAAGAAAAAGCUUUUGAUUGCCCAAGCAGCAAAAGACGAGAAACUUUGGUCCAAAGUUAUCAAUAACUAUGAUGUGCUUAUCAAAUUACCUCAAACAAGAGAACUUUGGUGGAGGAACUUACCUGACAAGUAUAGAGGUAAUAUCUGGAAAAAGCAGUUGAUAAGUAAGAAGAAUGUUGUCUUUGGAAACUCAGUAUUGAAAAAAGCGUUGAGUGACGCUUCAUCAACUCUCAAUCAAGCAUGCAACUUCAAAUCCACCAAGGAUGAAUUAGCGAAGAGGCAAAAAGGGAAAGUUAACCCCGAUCUUUUGGAAGAUGUACGAUUUAUUGAGGAGUGUGCAGACAAACUACAGUACUCUUUUCCCGAAAUGAAGUAUUUCCAAUACGGAGAGAAUUUCGACGCAGUUUUACAAAUUCUGAUUGCAAUUAGAGCCUUGAAAAAUGAAAACAAGAAUUUAGAAUCUAUUGACAUUAUGAAAACAAUCAACUUGGUGUGCAUUUUAACCUACGUUUUUGAUGACCAUUUGACUACUCUUAGCUGUUUUAUCUCACUGCUAUCAAAGAAAUUGCCCAACUUUAUGCUAUGCUCAGACGAAAUUCAAAUUCCUUCGGACUUACUCAAAGAUUUGGAAAUCCAAAAAUCAAAAACCCAGUCUACUUACUUUGGAGACAUCAAGGAUCAAUUUGAUAAAUAUUUGUUACAACUAACUCCCCGUCUAUACAACCACUUCAUCCAAAGAGAUAUCAACAGCUUAAAGAUUAUUCAAGGUCUAGCUUGUUCUAUAUUUUCGAACCAGUUACCUUUUGAUGUCGUGCUGAGAGUAAUGGACAUAUAUUUCUUCGAAGGUGAUAUUCUCCUGUUGCGUGCAUCAUUGGCUUUACUCAAAAAAAUAUCGUUUAAACUUUAUGGGAGUAAAGAGGAGGUUUACAAUCUCUUGAAGGUCGACGGAUUGAUCAAUUCGAGCUACUUGGAAGUUGGAGAAGUAGAUGAAUUCAUCAAGGAUAUCCGGGAUGUUUUGAAGAAAAAUUGA
Molecule: messenger RNA, 2187 nt
Organism: Pichia membranifaciens NRRL Y-2026
Lineage: Eukaryota; Fungi; Ascomycota; Pichiomycetes; Pichiales; Pichiaceae
Exons: 1
Coding region: 1-2187 (728 amino acids)
Source: RefSeq, a predicted model, not a curated record